CGAAUCUAAAUUAUCGAAGUUACAGCCAUUGGAAACGAGGUUUUGGAACAAACAGGAUUAUCUUAUGUCCAUUUUAAUGCCUUGGAUUCAAUUAUUAGUGCACCGAUCACGUCAAUUUAUACCCAAGGAUAUAGUGAAAGUAUUUUAGUUGUGUUAGACCACCAAAAAUAAAGCCUAUGGCCAAAAGAUAACGUAAACCGAGCGUGGAAACACAAGAAAUUUGGAUAAAAAAUUAAGAAAUUUCAUGAUUUUUACCUCUGUCCAUUCAUUUCUGUACUGAAAUGUAACUGUGGCAAACACAGUGAUCAAGACGUCUGGGAAAACUAGGGAAGGAUGAGUGGUCGCCCUAGGACUACUUCAUUUGCAGAAGGUGCCAAAGGAAACAAUCCAACUUUCGGAGGCAUGAAAACUAUAAGUAAAGAUGGGGGUAAGGUGACGACUGUGGUGGCCACACCAGGGCAGGGCCCAGACCGACCACAGGAGGUCUCCUAUACAGAUACUAAAGUCAUAGGCAAUGGGUCAUUUGGAGUGGUGUACCAGGCCAAACUCUGUGACUCGUCCGAACAUGUUGCAAUAAAAAAAGUAUUACAGGAUAAAAGAUUCAAGAAUCGUGAGUUGCAGAUCAUGAGGAAGUUGGAACAUGUGAAUAUAGUCAAAUUGAAGUUUUUCUUCUACUCCAGUGGUGAAAAGAAAGAUGAAGUGUAUCUCAACUUAGUGCUUGAGUAUGUCCCAGAGACUGUAUACAGGGUGGCCAGACACUAUAGCAAGUUAAAACAAACAAUACCUAUAAUAUAUAUUAAGUUAUAUAUGUAUCAGCUGCUCAGAAGUCUGGCCUAUAUACAUCAACUAGGGGUCUGCCAUCGGGACAUCAAACCACAAAACCUCCUAAUAGAUCCUCAGACUGGGGUGCUCAAAUUAAUCGACUUCGGAAGUGCUAAGGUACUGGUGCGUGGGGAGCCAAAUGUUUCAUACAUAUGUUCCCGAUAUUACCGUGCCCCAGAGCUCAUCUUUGGUGCUACCGACUACACCUCACAAAUAGAUGUAUGGUCAGCUGGGUGUGUGCUGGCUGAGUUACUCCUGGGUCAGCCUAUAUUCCCCGGGGACAGUGGAGUUGACCAGCUGGUUGAGAUCAUCAAAGUCUUAGGGACACCAACCAGAGAACAGAUCAGGGAGAUGAACCCCAACUACACUGAGUUCAAAUUCCCACAGAUCAAAGCACACCCAUGGACUAAAGUGUUCCGGCCUCGCACACCCCCUGAAGCAAUAGGGCUAGUUAGCCGCCUCCUGGAGUACACCCCUGGGGCUAGGAUUUCACCCCUUGAGGCAUGUGCACAUAAUUUCUUCGAUGAGCUUCGUGAUCCAAACUCACGUCUCCCAAAUGGCAGAGAGCUGCCACAACUCUUCAACUUCACACAACAAGAGCUGGCAAUUCAGCCGACCCUAAAUUCAGUCUUGGUGCCAUCACACGCACGUACACAGGAUUCACGUUCCUCUCCUGCAGCUGCCGCGGCCUCCGACAAUCCAGGACAAUCUGAGUCAGGUGGAGCCACUGCCUCAGGCACGUCAUAGCCAUCUCACACUAGAAUCAUCUUUCCAAUGAUUAUUACACGCACCCUCAAUUGCACGUAUCUGGAUUGUAACACACGUCUGGAUUAUGGAUUACAUCUGGAUUUUAGACGACAUCUUGAUUAUACAACACAUCUGACCAACAGGAAUAUUACUAAGUGCCAAUAUGUUUCAUGUAUUGAAUACCGAUGUACUAUAUACAUUGUAAUUGGAUAUCAAUAUAUUAAAGUUGGAUGUGUAUUUCUGAAUCUAGUACAACCAUGAAGACUAUGUACUAUGAUUGGAUACUAGCACUACAAUAUACGGGCAUAUGGAGUACCACACAGUGUAAAUACAGUGAUAUGUGACACUUACACUAUGACAAUAGGUGCAUAAUAGAGUAAUAUAGAGACACCAGGUGUUGUUUAUGUGCUGAUUGAGUGGAGUCAUUGGAUAUAGGCCACUUGCUGAGAGCUGGUCACUGUUUGUAGGCCAAGCUCAAUAUUUGUCCACUUCAGUAUGCCCCAUGGGGGAUUAUAAAGUGCUACCUAUGCACCUCUGUAAGGAGAGUUUAACUACAGGGUGAUACAUGUGUGCAGGUUGAUACACAGGUGCAGUAGCCAUGUGUGUGUAGGAAGAUACAUGAGAGCAGGUAUUUACAUGCAUGCAGGAAACAUCCAUGGCUUUCUUUAUGAUAAGCAGAGUCACAGUCUGUUGUAAACAAUGAAAGGUAGCACUGACUUUGUGGUACAGAUAUACAUGUUCAGGGCCAGGUUUAUUGCACCAGGUGGAGAAAGCUGGAUUUACUGAGCUUUUAGGCUCACAUGGCAUCAUAGUAGAUGUAUAGUGGAGAGGAAACAUCAAAUUUCUGUACAUAGUAUCUUUGCUUAUAUAUUAUUCACACAGUGAUUUCCAUACAAACCUGGAUGAGGAAAUUUUCAGAAACUUUUAAUCUUCAAAAAAUUUGAAAUUUAUAUGCACAUUGACCUCACUUCUGUGAAGUUUUGACAUUUUAGAAUGUUAACUAGUAUAUUAGGGGAACAUCAGGUUGUAUGUUUUCUUUCAAGACUCCUAACUACUGGCCAGGUUUGUAUGGGGGUCACUGAUCAUUGUUGCACUAUUUCAAAUAUUAGAAGUUUAGGAUAUCUGGUGAAAGUUAC
Molecule: messenger RNA, 2705 nt
Organism: Owenia fusiformis
Lineage: Eukaryota; Metazoa; Annelida; Polychaeta; Sabellida; Oweniidae
Source: the annotation of a GenBank genome assembly